CAGCUACUGGAAGUCCCUUGCCCCUGACCGGUCAGAUGAUGAGCACGACCCUCUCAACAACACCUCCAGACCCCGAUACUCCCACAGCUAUCUGAGUGACAGCGACACAGAGGCCAAGCUGACGGAGACUAACAAAUAGCCCAGGGGAGUAGUUCGCAGCCCUUUCACCCCACGGCCUGUGGCUGCCUGGGCACCACUCCCAGGAAGUGGUGGGGCACCGGUCUCCCCCGCCCGACUGCGGAUCUGCAUGGGAAACACCCUGACCUCCUUCUGUCAGGGGGACUUUCCAGGCUAUGGGUGUCUGAUGUCUCCACAUGGAAGAGGUGGGGGAAAGAGGAGUUUCUGAAGAGAACUUUUUGCUCCUCUCUGCCUCAAAAUGCCAGAUUCUUGGCUUCUACCCUGGGCCACCGUGGACAAUGGCAGGUGGCCUGGCACUGCAUGGCGCCAGCACAUUGACCUCCCUCUCAGCUCCCUGCUCAGGGACGGUGGACAGGUUGCCUACUGGGACAUUCUAGGUUGCUGGGUCCAUGGGGAGGAUUGGGGGAGGAGCAGCAAUGCCUUCCCUCUCGUGUGGGGUGGGGGCUCUCUUCUUGGUGCCUGCUGUCUUUCUACUUUUUAAUUUAAAUACCCAACCUCUCCAUCACAGCUCCAUCCCUGAGAGUGGGAGGGGGCUGCAGGGGUAGCUGGGGCUCCCAAGAAUGACUCGGGAAUGUCAUCUCCAUCUUCACCCUUGAGAGAGCAGUCCUUUCUCUGUGCAGCUGGAGACACUGGUGAGCAGAGCCGGGUCCAGGUUCUUAAGAAUGAGGUCAGGAGGGGCUCUCCGGUACUGCUGGGCUGGGUUGAGCAAGCCUAUACAGACAAGUGUGCGUGUGGACCAUCCACACCUUCGGCCCCCACCCCACCCUCUUUGUCUCAGCGUGUUAUGUGCAAUGACCUAUUUAAGAUAAACCCAUUCCAACUACAGCAGUUCAGGGCGGAUCCAAGCACUGCCUCCCUCCCGCUCUGUCCAGGUAGCCUGGACCAUAAACUCAACUUGAGAGGGAAGACUUGGGGUUGAGGGCUUGUCAUCAGAAAAACUGAAGAUGGAAGUUGUGGCCAUUAGACAUGAGUCCUCACUCUGUGUCCUGAGCCCAUGUCAUUCUUCUUCUUCCAACCUCCCUGCCCCCACAUACUUACCCCAGACACAACACCAUGUGGUCUGGAGGUCCCAGCCCCCACCCUAAAAAGGUUAUCCCUAACAACUCCACCAGACUUGGGAGCCCAAGGGCAGUGCCUGGUGCUGCUCCCAUCUGCCACCCCUCUUCUCUCCUGCAAUUGGUUUGUACUCACUGGGCUGUGCUCUCCCCUGUUUACCCGAUGUAUGAAAUAAAGGCCCUUUUCCUCCUGGC
This is a messenger RNA of Chlorocebus sabaeus (green monkey), 1388 nucleotides long. The record is from RefSeq and is a predicted model, not a curated record. NCBI's taxonomy places the organism in Eukaryota, Metazoa, Chordata, Mammalia, Primates, Cercopithecidae.